Messenger RNA from Lepisosteus oculatus (spotted gar), 3044 nucleotides. RefSeq names its product RNA binding motif protein 47 (gene rbm47). The record is from RefSeq and is a predicted model, not a curated record. Gene Ontology annotation, molecular function: mRNA binding. NCBI's taxonomy places the organism in Eukaryota, Metazoa, Chordata, Actinopteri, Semionotiformes, Lepisosteidae. Gene Ontology annotation, cellular component: nucleus.
ACUCGGGCAGAAAACUGAACUUCGCUGUGUGAUCUGUGUCGCUCUCUCUCAGACGCAGUCUCGAGCCCAGAGCUUCUCGCAGGUGCAGUUGAUAACUGGAGCCCUAGCCCUCGUCCUGAGCACCUCUGAAGGGGAAAGGAACCAGGGCAGGCAACAGUUACUCAAGGUCGGAGCGGCCAUGCAAUCAGUCCUUGGGCUCCAUGGCGAACAGCACAGCCGUUGUGAUGUCACAGCUAGAGCAGGAAGAAAGGUCAGGUGUUGCCAAUAGCGACACAGUUUACCCACACUGAGCCCCUGCUCUGCUUCAGCGGGCACUGUGAAGGAGCACUGUAGUGAUGAAGGCAGUUUUUAAGUUCGCACUUUUGGAAGGCCAUGUCACGUCACAAAUAUCACCCAAGGCUAUACAAGGGGAAGAAAAACGUACCUACACUCCCAAAACAACAGGAAUGCUGAGCUGGCCUUCAGCCAGGCAUGGCUCAACACAUGGGAUAAAAUUUCAAUUUAGAAUUAUGGGAAGUUGCUGGUGUUAGGAGUAGAAUUCUGGUUUGGUGAGUUUCGGGGCAGGGAGUAUACAAAGAGACAACCUUGCUACUGUGAGACAGGCACUGAAGAAGAAAGGCAGAGAGGAGACUAAACUUUUCCCACACUUGCCGUGCUGGUUUGGGUUACUUUAUCCUGCCUUGGGUUGUUUUCUCUUUCUUUUUAUUAGUUUGUCUUGUAUUCCCAAACACCUGAGGUUGCGUCCUUCUUAUUUCAGUGAGUGGGACAUGUAAAGCUGGAAAGUGUUAUCAAGACUCUGAGUGUGUCCGCUUUAGCUAGUUUUCCUUAAGAACUUUCUUUUUUUUUCAGUGCAGUGGAAUGUGCAGCUUAUGUCAGUGAGAGUCAGGUAUUUUACUCCAGCUAGUACUAAUUACCAGCUUCUCCCUGAGACUUGCCCGAGUGCGAGAAGCAGAAGGAACUCUGUGCAUUGAGCGGGUGAAAUCUUCCCAUAAACGAUCAUUUGGGGCUGUAGCUGGACCGUCCUUCCAGAAACCAAGAAGAUGCAGUUGUGUGCUCUCCAGGUCCGUGACGUUCCUCAGUAAAUGGUAUCACAGACCGUGGCCGAAGUGUCCUUCUCCUCAGAAACUUCAAACAGGCCUCAGAACAAAUUGAAUGGUUUUGGCAUAAUGACUGCUGAGGACUCCGCUGCCGCCAUGAGUAACAGUUCCUCCAACAAGUCCGCGUGCAAGGUGCCGGAAGGGGUGGCGGGAGCCCCCAACGAGAGCGCCCUCCUGGCCCUGAUGGAACGCACGGGGUACGGCAUGGUGCAAGAGAACGGACAGCGCAAAUACGGCCCCCCCCCGGGCUGGGAGGGACCCUCCCCCCCGCGGGGCUGCGAGAUCUUCGUGGGCAAGAUCCCCCGGGACGUCUACGAGGACGAGCUGGUGCCCGUGUUUGAGUCCGUGGGGCGCAUCUACGAAAUGCGGCUGAUGAUGGACUUUGAUGGCAAGAACCGGGGCUACGCCUUCGUCAUGUACACGCAGAAGCACGAGGCCAAGCGGGCCGUCCGGGAGCUCAACAACUACGAGAUCCGUCCCGGGAGGCUGCUGGGAGUGUGCAGCAGCGUGGACAACUGCCGGCUGUUCAUCGGGGGCAUCCCCAAGACGAAGAAGCGCGAGGAGAUCCUGGAGGAGAUCUCCAAGGUGACGGAAGGCGUCCUGGAUGUGAUCGUGUACGCGAGCGCGGCGGACAAAAUGAAGAACCGGGGGUUCGCCUUCGUGGAGUACGAGAGCCACCGGGCCGCCGCCAUGGCCCGGAGGAAACUCAUGCCGGGCCGCAUCCAGCUGUGGGGCCACCAGAUCGCCGUGGACUGGGCCGAGCCGGAGAUCGAUGUGGACGAGGACGUCAUGGAGACGGUCAAGAUCCUGUACGUCCGGAACCUCAUGAUCGAGACCUCGGAGGAAACCAUCCGGAAGAUCUUCAGCCAGUUCAACCCGGGCUGCGUCGAGCGGGUGAAGAAAAUCCGUGACUAUGCCUUUGUGCACUUCACCGGCCGGGACGACGCCGUCAACGCCAUGGACAAACUCAAUGGAUCGGAAGUGGAGGGGUCCUGCAUUGAAGUCACUCUGGCCAAGCCGGUGGACAAGGAGCAAUACACACGAUACCAAAAAGCAGCAAAGGGUGUAACGCCAACGCAAGAAACCCCACAAGCCAACUACGUUUACCAGUGCGACCCUUACACACUAGCCUACUACGGAUACCCUUACAACGCGCUGAUAGGACCCAACAGAGAUUACUUUGUUAAAGCAGGUACUGUAAGGGGCAGAGGGCGCGGGGCAGCUGGGAAUAGGGCCCCAGGUCCCAGGGGCUCAUACCUGGGGGGAUACUCUGCAGGCCGUGGCAUCUACAGCAGAUACCAUGAAGGGAAGGCCAAGCAACAGCAGGAGAAACCCUACGAGCUUGUUCCCAGCCUGGAACUGACUGCAGUCAACCCAGUGGGCAUUAAACCUGGCACAAUGGCUCUGCCCACACUAGGCGCCCAGUACCCAGUGUUCUCUGCAGGCCCAGCCACCAAGCUGAUGGAGGACGGGAAGAUCCAUGCAGUGGAGCACCUGAUGAACCCCAUAGCAGUCCAGCAUGACCCCUCGGCGGCCCCCACCGCCGCUGUCAUGCCGGCUGUCUCCACGCCCCCGCCAUUUCAGGGCCGCCCCAUCACCCCGGUGUACACGAUGGCUCACAACAUCCAGAGGAUCCCCGCCACCACUCUGUACGGAGCGAGCUACGUACCCAUCGCGGCGCCCGCAUCCACCGCCACGCUGGCGGCCCUGCAGAAGAACGCCGCAGCCGCUGCCGCCGCCGCCGCCUACGGAGGCUACGCCAGCUACGUACCUCAGGCGUUCCCCACGGCCACCUUCCAGGUCCCCAUCCACGAUGUGUACCAGACGUACUGAAGACCCGCCUCCCAAAACACUGAAGGAACACUUUCGUAUUUAUGAAGAGCGAACUCCGCGGAGAAUGUCCUUUUUUCGUCUGGUUUUUUCUUUUUUUUUUUUUUUUUGUUUUUU